UCGCCAUCGUUCUCGUGUUAACGCCGUCGUUCAACAAGUAAGUUAACCCCUAAUCCCUCGUUUAUGAUGUUAAACUUGCUUAGCGAAGUUUAGUUUAAGUUUAAGCUAAGUUUAUGGUUAGUUAUGUGGGAUUUGGUGAUCAUCUGUACGUCUAUAUAUAGUCAUCCAGGUUCAGCACGUUGAUGCUUGUGGUGAGAGAAGGAAGAAGAAAAGGCAGAACAUAACACAGAGAGGAGAAGGAGAAGAUGGGGAGCAAGAGCAGCAGCUCGCAAGUGAUGACAUGCAGAGGGGUGGUGUGCUGGGGAGCGGAGGAGGAGUGGAGGGUGGAGGAGAUACAGGUGGAUCCCCCCAAGGGGAGCGAAGUGAGGAUGAAGAUGCUGUUCGCCAGCAUUUGCCACUCCGAUAUCCUGUGCUCGCAGGGUUUCCCUUUUCGGCUUUACCCUCGAGUUCUCGGCCAUGAAGGUGUUGGGAUUGUGGAGAGUGUUGGAGAGGAAGUGGAAGAGUUGAAGGAAGGAGAUGUGGUUAUUCCCGCAUAUAUCGGAGAAUGCAGAGAGUGUGAGAACUGCCACUCUGAGAGGACAAACUUGUGCCUCCGGUAUCCGCUCUCUUUGAAUGGCAUGUUGCCGGAUGGCACAUCGAGAAUGUCUAUCCGAGGCCAGACCCUGUACCACCUCCUCUCUUGCUCCACCUGGUCCGAGUACACGGUCUCCGACGCCAAUUAUGUUGUGAAGGUCGACCCUGGUGUAGCUCUCCCGCAUGCCAGCUUCUUGUCGUGCGGAUUCUCCACUGGGUUUGGGGCCGCUUGGAUGGACUCCAAGGUCGAAAGUGGCUCCUCCGUGGCUGUGAUCGGCCUCGGUGCGGUUGGACUCGGGGCCAUAGGAGGAGCAAGAGAGCAAGGGGCGACUACCAUAAUCGGCGUGGACAAAAAUGGGAUGAAAAAGGACAAGGGAGAAGCCUUCGGAAUGACUCAUUUCAUAAAUCCAGACGAUCACAAGUCUUCCGACAGUGCGGAUUUGAAAUCCAUCUCCGAGAUGGUGAAAGACUUGACGGGCGGAGUCGGCGUGGACUACUGCUUCGAGUGCACCGGAGUAUCUGACUUGGUCCACCAGGCCCUAGAAGCCACCAAAGUGGGGAAAGGCAAAGCAGUAGUAGUGGGUGCAGGGCUGAAACCUUUGGUGCAAAUUAAUCUCCUGGACCUGUUGAUGGGCAGAACAUUGAAGGGAACCGUUUUUGGAGGCCUCAAAAGCAAGACCCACCUCCCCCUCCUCCUCCACAAAUCCAAAAACAAGGAGAUCCAACUUGAUGAACUUCUGACCCAUGAGAUGAAAUUGGAAGACGUACCAAGAGCUCAUGAGAUACUGAAGCGGUCGGAUUGCGUCAAGAUUUUGAUCAAGAUUUAGCACCCUAUUCGCCUAUUGCCUCCUCCCCUUACUUUCUUGGACUUGCCUAGUACGAUAUUGACCGUGCUUUGUUUACUGUUCCACCUGCUUGAGUGACAUCUUUAGUCACUCGUGCGAAAUUCCAAUAAUAUAGUAUCAAUAUAGGUGGAACCAACAGACUGUGACAUCCA
Molecule: messenger RNA, 1570 nt
Organism: Syzygium oleosum
Lineage: Eukaryota; Viridiplantae; Streptophyta; Magnoliopsida; Myrtales; Myrtaceae
Product: CYP enzymes assisting alcohol dehydrogenase-like
Exons: 7
Coding region: 246-1400 (384 amino acids)
Biological process (GO): formaldehyde catabolic process
Cellular component (GO): cytosol
Molecular function (GO): S-(hydroxymethyl)glutathione dehydrogenase [NAD(P)+] activity; zinc ion binding
Source: RefSeq, a predicted model, not a curated record